This is a messenger RNA of Aegilops tauschii subsp. strangulata, 597 nucleotides long. NCBI's taxonomy places the organism in Eukaryota, Viridiplantae, Streptophyta, Magnoliopsida, Poales, Poaceae. The record is from RefSeq and is a predicted model, not a curated record.
AUGCUCGCAUCGAGCCAGGGAGAGGAGCUCCCUGCGCUCGAUCCCCUCGCCGCCUUCGCCGUGAGGCCCCCACACCCGACCACCUCCUCGCCGCUGCUUGCUCCGGCGACCAGCACCAACGAGCUCCGCCGCCUUGCGCCGCCCCUCUCCCUCGCGUCCUCGCCGUGGACCUGCACGCUGCCCGGUGCCCCGCCGCCGGAAAUCGCGAGGCCGCAGCCUCCACCUGGUCCAGAGACGCAGCGCCAUCCCUCCCUCGAGCCGGUCUCCCCACCUCUGGCAACGGCCGCCGUCCCGCGCCCAAGCUCCGCCGCUCGCGAGCCUCCUCCUCUGCUCCCUCAGCCAUGGCGCUCCGCCGCCCCUCGCCUGGACCCGUCAAGCCCCGCCACCAACUUGCUGCUCUGCUCGACCCCGACCUCGCGGGCUUCGCGCGCCUGCUCGCGUCCAGCCCCGUGGCUCGGGAGCUGGUCGUCGCGUCGUUCCCCGACCUCCACCAUCCCGCAGUGCUCUGUCUCGCGCCGCGUCCCCCCUCUGCCUCCUCGCCAUGGCCGCCGCGUCUCCCUCUGCAGGACCUCCUCGUCGUGUCUCUGCCUCCACUAG